GGCAAAAAUCUCUUGAGGUCAUAUGUUGAACCAAACUUCAGGGAAAUCCCCCAAAACACUUUCAUGGUCUAUAUAAUAACUUCAACAAAUCAUGGAUACCUUUUACUAGCGAUCAACUUUGGUACCCUGGAGGAGCUCCCAAAAAUGAACAUUCUAAUUGUUUUCGCCCUUCCGCUCUACAUGGCGUCCUUGGUUCGGAGCGCACCUCUUCCAGGGUUAUCCGGGGAUAACUUCAGAUCACUUGUGGAUACAGAUUUUUACAACAACGUCGACAUCAGCCUCAGUAUACUGAGGAAAAUCGUCCACGCCAUUCCCGAGACGCACAACGCAUGCCUCACCUCAAAGGCAUUUCAGCUCAACUCGACAAAAGGCGAGUUUAAGUUGGUGGCAGAAAGAAUUGGCAUUCCCGUCUCCCCCGUUCUUCUCUUGUCAGAACAUUCUAAAUUUCAGGAGACCAGUUUGGUCCGGAUGUCUGAGGGCCUUCUGCUGCAUCAAUCUCUGCUCAGCAACAUUUCCACUCACCUGGGACCCCAGGACACAGUGACAGAGCUGCUUACCGACAUCAGAGAUCUGCUGUUCCACAUCCGCAAGCUGCUGAAGGACAUCAAGGUGGAUUCAGCGGAGCAGCCCGCGGCCCCCUGGCCGGACCUCAAUCUGUCCGAUGACUUUGAUGUUCAGGUGACCACUCACGUCACUCUGCAGCAGCUGCAGGGCUUCGGCCAGGACAUGGAGCGGAUCCUAAGACUAGUGGCCCAAGCCAACGAGGACGUGACCCAGCCCACCGACUCUGAGCAAUUGUAGUGAAGAAAGCCCUCACACUCCAUGCCUCCCACCCCACACUCCAUGCCUCCCACCCCACACUCCAUGCCUCCCAAACCAGUCUCCAGGCCUCCCACCCCACACUCCAUGCCUCCCACCCUAGUCUCCAUGCCUCCCACCCCAGUCUCCAUGCCUCCCACCCCACACUCCAUGCCUCCCACCCUAGUCUCCAUGCCUCCCCCUCCAGACUCCAUGCCUCCCAAACCAGUCUCCCUGCCUCCCACCCUAGUCUCCAUGCCUCCCCCCCAGACUCCAUGCCUCCCUGCCUCUUACCCUGCACUCCAUUCUCCCCUGCAAAAUCCGAAGAAACUCAAAGAAACAAGACAAGAGUAGCUAUAGGAAUCAGAACACAAGGGGGGUAUGUCUAUGUUUGAGUUUGAGUCUGGAUCUGCCGCCACACAGGGGCGGCAGAUCCAGAUGUGGACCUCAACAUCCUGAAAGUCUACAUCAGGGAUUUCAACUUGAUGGGAGUAUCAUGGAUGUAUCAUUUUAUUUAUUAAUAACCGUAUUUUAUUUUUAUAUAUAUAUAUAUAUAUAUAUAACUUAUUUAUUUUUUCUAUUGUGUAUUUAUUUUUGGAAACGUACUUUCGAUAUUGACAGUGAUUAGAUUAUUUUGAUAUACUAGACUUUUAUUUAAGGGUUGGUCUUGAGUAGGAUCUUGGGAACCAGAUUGUUAUCAUAAAGACAUUAGCCGCGUUUACAUGGACACAUCUGAUCCGCAUAGAAAUCUAUGCGGAUCAGAUGUGCCAUGUAAACGCGGCUAUUUGCAUCAUGGAGCUGCUGGCAAUUCUAAUGGUGUAGAAUAAUGGAUAGAAUAAUAUUCAGUAAAUGGAAUGACUGUGUUCAUUUGUGAAUGACUUUCAAGCUCCUUAGACCAUACUGCCAAACCUCCCAUUUUUUGGAAGAUUAUACUUGAAACAAAGCGACAAGCUGGGUGAGACUUGACCAGCAAAAUAAUUUGGCCCCUCAGUUUCAACUUGCGGUUUCGUUCAAAUCGUCCCUUUUGUAAUACAGAGGUGAAAAAAGUAAUUUCGUUCUGAUUUGAGUACCAAGUGUCUUUUUCCCUGACCUGUUUCCGAGAGGAAACGUCACAGGAUGUUUGUUGUAGUGUCAUGCCAGGCCAGACUUUGCAAUAUGAAGAAAUGUAGCAACGUCCCCAACAUGUGACUCGACUGACGAUGUUGCGUUUGUAGUUGUGGGUCAUUUUUUUUUUAUUUGAACUGUGUAACCACAUGGUCAUGUGUUAUGCUGCUCAGAUAAUUACUAUUUGCGGAGAAGAGAAAUAUUUAACAUGCCUUAAGAUGAAUAUGUACCUAAUUUAUACUAGUUGUUUACCAUUUUACGUAUUUUCAAGCUGCACAUAUAUAUUUAUUAAAAAUAUUAUAUUAGAAAAUUCUCUGCA
This is a messenger RNA of Gadus macrocephalus (Pacific cod), 2221 nucleotides long. RefSeq lists its product as uncharacterized. The transcript is spliced from 5 exons. The record is from RefSeq and is a predicted model, not a curated record. The coding region runs from base 64 to 801 and encodes 245 amino acids. Gene Ontology annotation, biological process: immune response. Gene Ontology annotation, molecular function: cytokine activity. Lineage: Eukaryota; Metazoa; Chordata; Actinopteri; Gadiformes; Gadidae. Gene Ontology annotation, cellular component: extracellular region.